CAUAUACAAACAGGGACAGCAAACAAACAAAACCAAAACAAAACCAAGAAAGGGAAUGGUACAUUCUUCUUCUUCUUAAAAGAAGCAUGCUCUGCAAUUGGUUUAAAUCUUAAACAAGCUUAGGCCAAAGAAAACAGUCUGUUUGUCUUGAUUUGCCAUGUUUGAAACUGUGCAAGAAAUUGCUGUUUGCAUUCACAGGUUUCACAACCUCGACCUUUUCCAACAAGGGUGGUAUCAAAUAAGGAUCAGCAUGAGAUGGGAAGAUAGAGGGUAUACUUCUUUAGCAACCCCUGCAAGGGUGGUUCAAUAUGAAGCUCCUGAUCUGGGUGGUGAAAACGUAUAUGGGAUAUGGAAGAUUGAUGAUACAGAUAAUAGUUUCUUGACGCAGCCUUUUCGGAUUAAAUAUGCAAGACAAGAUAUUCGUUUAUCUAUCAUGAUCUCGUUCACUCUACCUCUCGGUGAAAAUGAGGGUCCAUCCACCUCUGCUGUUAUUUUGAAAUUUGAGCUUAUGCAAGCUUCCAUAACAGAGAGCAUGUUUAUGGCUUAUCCCAAUGCUUCUUCUGUUUCGGUCCAUGAAUUUCGAAUUCCUCCUAAAGCUCUUCUGGGAUUGCAUUCAUAUUGCCCUGUACACUUUGAUGCAUUUCAUUAUGUGCUAGUUGAUGCAAGCGUGCACACCACUCUAAUGACAGCUGGUUCUUUCAUGAAGGUACCCAGUGGUUCUUAUGGUCAAGAUGUUGCUGGCAAAAUUAGUGAUGGAAUCAACCAAGCAUUAGGUGAAGUGGCUUCUUUAGAUACAAAAAAGAUCAUGCUUGUUAAAGCAUUGUUGGUUUCCCGUGAUACAUUGCUUGAAGAGCUACAAAAAAUCAGCAAAGGCAUUGGACAUGCUAUUGAUUUAUCUGAUUUUAUCUCCAAUAUGGAUGAUAUGAGGAUGUUUGAUUCUAUCAUGCAAGGAAAUCUGGGUACUGCAGAUGGUGAAGUUUCAGGACAAGGAAAGCCACAUAAUGGUCUUGAGAAAGCAAAUGGCACUGCAGAUUUUCAAAGUGAUAAUUUGCCCCACAUUUCAACGAAGGCUGUUGUUGUAAACAUUUUUCAUUCAUUGGGUGCUCAACUAUCGUAUUUAUGGAAGAUUUUUUUGCGGUUCCACAGGGCAAACAAAAUAACAAUACUGGAGUUUCUGCGUGAUGUGUGGACUAAAGAUCGACGAGCUGAGUGGUCGAUCUGGAUGGUGUACUCUAAGGUUGAUAUGCCCCAUCAGUACAUAAGCAGUGGAACUGAUGAUUCCUUCUAUCAUGGCCAUAGAAGAUCUUCAAGUGUGUUGAAUCCUGCCCAGAGUGCAGCUACACGUGCUGACCUUCAUCGGCAAAGUAUUGCCCAAAUGAGGAUUAAUAAUCGGUCAAUUCAAGACAUGUACAUAUUUGGGGAUCCACUACGAAUUCCUAUAAUGAUCGUGGAACGUGUAGCUAAUGCUCCACGGCGCACUCUAAGUGAAAAUUCUUACUUUAGAAAUUUGGAACUGGUAGACUCACAUAACUUGCUUGGUGGACCUGGCGCUGAAGCUGAAGCUGGUAAGAAGCAAUCUGGUGGUGCGCUACCAAAAAAUGGUCAUGAAUUGAAGGCUGUCAUCUUUGUGCAUGGGUUUCAGGGACACCAUCUGGAUUUACGCCUUGUUCGCAAUCAGUGGCUUUUGAUAGACCCCAAGAUGGAGUUCCUAAUGUCAGAGGCAAAUGAAGACAAAACAUCUGGAGACUUCAGAGAAAUGGGACUAAGGCUGGCACAGGAAGUGAUCUCUUUCCUUAAAAAGAAAAUGGAUAGAGUUUCAAGAUCUGGUUUCUUAAGGGAUAUCAAGCUUAGCUUUGUUGGGCAUUCUCUUGGAAAUAUCAUCAUAAGAACAGCAUUAUCAGAGAGCAUAAUGGAACCAUACCUAAGAUACCUUCACACAUAUGUUUCUAUAUCUGGCCCACAUUUGGGGUAUCUCUACAGCUCGAACUCUUUGUUUAACUCUGGGAUGUGGCUUUUGAAAAAACUUAAGGGAACGCGGUGCUUUCAUCAGCUUAUGUUUACAGAUGACCCAAAUCUACAAAACACUUUCUUGUACAAACUCUGUGAGCGGAAGACAUUGGAGAAUUUCAGGCAUAUAGUACUGCUAUCUUCACCCCAGGAUGGUUAUGUACCGUAUCAUUCUGCCAGAAUUGAACUGUGCCAUGCUGCUUCCAUGGACCACUCAAAAAAGGGUAGGCUGUUCCUGCAGAUGCUGAAUAAUUGCUUGGAUCAGUUGCGAGCACCAACAUCUGAGCAUCGACUGUUCUUGCGCUGUGAUGUAAACUUUGAUACCUCUGCCUAUGGCAGGAAUUUGAACACAAUCAUUGGACGGGCUGCUCAUAUUGAGUUUUUGGAGUCUGAUGUUUUUGCAAAGUUCAUAAUGUGGUCUUUCCAGGAACUGUUCUGUUAACUGGCACAAAAAAACUACCGUCCAUUCCGCUUCAACUUUUCUAGCCAGUCUUUGGCUGGCAGUUGCUCCCUUAUUGCUGGGCAACAGGGGACGAAAAAGUGGCCAGGUGUUGGCAAUGUGAUGUCCAAGAAAAGGCCAUAUCCUUUCAUCUGGGCUGGGCAGAUGCCAGAGUUGUUGGUUGCUGUGAAUUAUUGGCCUGAGGCUAAUUCCACUUGAAGAAAGACAUGGUAUGUAAAUAUUGUUUCUGACACAUGCCAGCAGGCCCACGAUUUUUGUGCAAUAUUCAAGAGGGGGCCGGUCAUCAUCGGUUGGGAUCUCAAGCUGCACAAAGCUUACCAGUAAACUUGCACUGAAGUUUUGAAGAAUAAAAGUGUAAUUAUUUUUCUAGGUUAAACCAAGUUAGCUGGGCAAUGGAAGCACUUGCUUUCAUGGCUAGAUAAAUCCCAAAGGACAUGCUUAGGCUUUUAUAGAUGCAAUCUAUACCAGAUAGGAGGAUUAUUUUUGUAAGCAGGUCAAGGAAAUGAUGGUGAAUGCUGGGUAUAUCUUAGAUGCAGUUGGAAUUAUUUUGUUUACUACUUGCUGUUAAA
This is a messenger RNA of Populus euphratica (Euphrates poplar), 3036 nucleotides long. Its product is annotated as protein FAM135B-like. The transcript is spliced from 15 exons. Lineage: Eukaryota; Viridiplantae; Streptophyta; Magnoliopsida; Malpighiales; Salicaceae. The record is from RefSeq and is a predicted model, not a curated record. The coding region runs from base 158 to 2449 and encodes 763 amino acids. Gene Ontology annotation, biological process: lipid metabolic process.